AUGUUGAUCAAAGUCCGUACCCUUACCGGAAAGGAGAUCGAGUUGGACAUCGAGCCUGAUUACAAGUCACCCACCUACGCUACUGAUACAUUCUUCGCGCAAUCGAUAGCUAACAAGUACAAUACGCAGGUUUCCCGGAUAAAGGAGCGUGUCGAAGAGAAAGAGGGUAUUCCUCCUGUUCAGCAGCGAUUGAUUUUCGGUGGAAAGCAGAUGGCCGACGACAAGACUGCUUCGGAAUAUAACCUGGAAGGUGGUGCCACGCUACACCUUGUUCUUGCCCUGCGUGGUGGAUGCUUGUGA
Molecule: messenger RNA, 300 nt
Organism: Aspergillus piperis CBS 112811
Lineage: Eukaryota; Fungi; Ascomycota; Eurotiomycetes; Eurotiales; Aspergillaceae
Product: NEDD8 family protein RUB1
Exons: 4
Coding region: 1-300 (99 amino acids)
Biological process (GO): modification-dependent protein catabolic process; protein neddylation; regulation of proteolysis
Cellular component (GO): cytoplasm; nucleus
Molecular function (GO): ubiquitin protein ligase binding; protein tag activity
Source: RefSeq, a predicted model, not a curated record